CAAUCAGUCAAUCGUAAAUGCCACUCCUGUCAGAUUUGUCGAUAUGAUUUUUUGUAAAAGUGUUUUAUUUUAGUUAGAUUUCUGUGUUUCUGUCCAAGAUGUUGUACACUCAUUACAGCAUUUCGUAAUUAUAUUUUUCGCUUUCGUAAUAAAGUAAUGUGAAAUCAUGUUUGGGUACAGUAAAGAGGCAGUAAGAGUGAAAGUCAAGAAAUGUGAGGGGAAGCUGCAGCCUGAGCUCAGGAAGUUCUCAGUCGACCCUCAGAUAACUUCUCUGGAAGUGUUACAAAGCAUUUUGGUGAAAGCAUUUGAUAUCAAGUCAGAUUUCACACUCUGUUACCGAACAGCUGAUGAUUAUGGACAGGAGGUCUACUUACCCCUCCUGUCUGACUGGGACCUGGAUGCUGCUUUUCUCAAGGCACAUAAUAUAGCCCUCACUCAAAGAUCAGAGCCAUGUGUGCAGCUAAAAGUGGACAUGAGACCGUUUGCGGAAGCCUCCGAGGACUGGGAGCCACCAAGUGUGAGCCCCUCAGCUCCCAUGGUCAACCAGAAUUAUAAGGAACAGCCUACUGUUGCUCCGGCACAGCAUCAGACUGAGAAACAAGAAAUACAGACUGGCUUCCAAGGAAUGAUCAUGAACCAGGUUGAAAAAACAUUCAACAUGGUGACAAGAGCUUUGAAUCUGUACGAUGACCCCAACAACGCACCCCGGCCUCCACUGAGUGACAUUGAGUUUAGAGCGUUCCUUGAUGCUGUCGGACAGAUCACUAACACCUCCAAGCUGAGGGAAGUCAUAUAUUGUGGAGGCAUUGACCCCAGUCUCAGAAAAGUUGUUUGGAAGCAUAUUCUCAAUGUAUAUCCUGACGGCAUGACUGGCAAAGAGAGGAUGGACUAUAUCAAACGAAAAGCGAACGAAUAUUACGCUCUCAGAACGAGGUGGAAAGACUGCAUACAAAAAGGAAUGGUAAAUGCUGACUUAGCUUACGUAACUGGAAUGGUUCGUAAAGAUGUACUAAGAACUGACAGACAUCACAACUUCUACGCCGGCAGUGAUGACAACCAAAACAUAGCUUCCCUCUUCAACAUACUGACUACGUACGCCCUGAACCAUCCUACAGUAAGUUAUUGUCAAGGUAUGUCUGACCUAGCAUCGCCGUUGCUUGUGACGAUGGGUGACGAGGCGCAUGCCUACAUAUGUCUGUGUGCGCUCAUGACUCGCUUGUACCCCAACUUCUUAUUAGACGGAGAAGCCAUGACCGUCAAAUUCACUCACCUAACCGAAUCCCUGCAAGUUUACGAUCCAGAUUUCUACAACUACUUAAAAUCACAACAGGCUGACGACUUACUAUUCUGCUAUAGAUGGCUACUCUUAGAAAUGAAACGAGAAUUCGCCUUUGACGAUGCUUUGCGAAUGCUUGAGGUCUUGUGGGCAUCCUUGCCCCAAAAAACUCCGACAGCAGAAUUAUGUCUUAAAGAAAAAGAAUUUGAUCCCGCGAUGGAAAUAGACGAUGACCCGCCUCCUUUAAGUCCCUUGAUAAAAGCACCCAGAGAGAAUGCGUACACUAAGGUUUGCGCUAUCAGACGACAGAGCUCAAGCUUCAGUCUCGCUAACGUGAAAGCGCCUAAGCUUGCCACCUGCAAGCAAAUGAAUCACAGCUUAGACGAAAACGUAACACGCAAAGUAGUCCCCAAUGCUUCUCUUCGGCAUGCAAAGGAAUUUCAAAGUUUAGACGAUGCCACAUUACAAAUGCAGAAAUCGAAACUAGAUAGGUAUGACACAGAAAAGAAUAAAGAAAACAAUCUGUCUCCAAAAGAUGGAAAAGUGCACAAUAGACGAAGUAUGAAGAGUGUUCCAGAACACGAGAAAUGUCCGGCGACACAAGACGCACACAACACCGCGUGGUCAAGUACUGGCAACCUUAUGAACGGGACUGGACACGGCGACGUCAAGGAGACGCCUCUAGGGAACCAAAUACGAUUAUUACGAGAUAAGAUAUCCGUACAUAACAACAAGUUCUUUUCUUCUCUUGACAAACUGGACUCUGAAUCUGUUAGCAUAGACUCCACCAGUAAACCAAAAGUAAAAAUGAUCAAAAAUUUGAACGAAUUUCUUAAUUUUGCGACAGGAAGUAAAGUAGGCGCAGUCACACAAGAGAAGUUGCAAAGGACACAUUCGGUAAUAGAGAGAAGUUCCAAGGAAUGUCCCAGAAUAACUCUCACUAAAACAUCUGUUGACGACGUCAGUGUUCAUAACUCAAAAACAGACAAAACUAGUAAAUUGAGUAAAAAUAUAUAUUCUGAUGCAACUGAAGGCAGCAGUCCUGAUGACUCGCAAGAGUACUAUCCCAUGACAACUUCUAUGACUAGAGAAUUAAGACUUGAAUUAGAACAUUUGGAUCGGCAAGUUUUUGGCCCUUCGUACAUAAAUAGAUGUAGCAUGAUGUACGACUCUCCCUCGGACUCAACUAGCACUGACGACAAACCUACACACGAUUGUACUGAGAUUAAACAAGACGUUAAAGUCGCUACAAUAGAAGCACGACCACAAUUAUUAGAAACCGUAAAAAAGUCUCCUUUGCUGGAAACUGUUAGGUCGAAUGCCAGAAGUGCUGAAGAUAUUUAUUUAUGGGAAAAUCCUCUACACAGGAAUACCCCAACGACACGAACGACAGCGAGCUGCCCGCAGACUCCUGACGAACAAGCCGACCUCGAUUUCGAUGGAGACACAGGAGAAAUAAUUGAGGAGCAUUCCGGUAAAAAGUCCAUCACACCCAUAAGAUUGUUGAGGAAAAACCAGUCAUUAGAGCCCCAAGACUUGUAUCGAGACACAAAAACGUCGAACACACACUCCAGUGGAUCAGAAUCUUCUGAUAAGGAUGUUGGUGAAUCAACAAAUCUAGAAUCUAUAAAAAAUAACCAACCACACAGUACCAAUGCGUCAAGAUCACAAAAGUUCUUCUCAAGUAUGUCGCAAGAACUAGAAAACGCUAAAAAGAACUGCGAAUCCCUUCUCAAUGCCAAACAAACUAAUCUGCACAGUGUUGCAUCUACCAUCAAUAACUUCCAGAAAAAGUAUGAGGUGUUCAAGCCUCCAAUUCAGAAGACUGCUAGCGUUUCUUCUGUAACCAGCGAAGGUUCAGUGAAAACUAGUAUAAGCAGCCUUCCACCGCCUGCCGUGUUUGGAGGUGGGAACCCAUUUUUGAUGUUCCUUUGUUUAACUGUGUUACUACAACACAGGGACUACAUAAUGCGAAACCGCAUGGACUAUAACGAGCUGGCGAUGCAUUUUGACAAAAUGGUUCGUAAACACAACGUAAACAGGGUACUGAACCAGGCGCGACAAAUGUACGCUAUCUACUUGAAACAACAAGCACAUAAGACUGGCGAUAUAACUACUUAAUUUAAGAAUGGGACGAUCUCUUGUAAUAAUUGUAUUGCUCAUAAGGUAUAAUUUUGGUCAUUAUAGUAUAUGUAUGUAUUAAAACACCAGUAGGAUAAGUCUUACUUUGUUAGUAACAACCUAUAUAAUCCCAAUGUUCUGUAAAAUAUUUUCGAAGAAAUCUUCAUUCACUUGACCAGCUUUAUUAUAAAAACCAGUAGAAAAAUUAAUAUAGUUGGACCACUAUAAAAUAACAUCACUAUGAUAAAAGUCAAAAUUUCAAAUAUUUUAAAUUCAAUAAGCCCAAUUAAAUUAUGAGUAAGUCUUAACUCUAAAUUGUCCUUUUGAAUAUCUAUUUCAUAUAUUCCCUGCCAAAAUAAUUAUGAAUUUUGUGCAUUUAAAAUGAUUUCAACCUGCAUAAUACGAGUAAUAUAACAAGGGCAGCAAUAUUAUUAUCGAAUCUGUAGUUUUUAGUCUCACAUAAUUUAAUGAUAAUUCCAAAGAGCCUUUAUUUGAUAAAUAAUUGUGAUAUUUUAUUUUUAUUAUUAUGUACUUUACGACAAUAAACAAAAGCUUUUGCGUUAUACUAUAACUCUAUGUUUAAUUGCAUUCCACGAUAUUUAUAAUGUUAUAGUUAAAUAAUUUAUGAUCCUAAAAGUAUUAUUUUUAUUGUAUACUUCUAAUCGAAUUGGAUAUUAUGACACAAUUCUAGUCCUUCUUCAGAAGCAAAUGCUCUUCCGAAAACUUGCUUGCUGGCCUAUGCAUUUAUAUCUGUACUUAUAAAAUAUAUUUCAUUAAACUCAAAUGCAUAUUCCAUAUUAAUUGAAUACUGACUGUAAAAUGCUGCAAUUUAAAAAUGUAAAUAAACAAGCAGUUUAAAACG
Molecule: messenger RNA, 4259 nt
Organism: Helicoverpa armigera (cotton bollworm)
Lineage: Eukaryota; Metazoa; Arthropoda; Insecta; Lepidoptera; Noctuidae
Exons: 7
Coding region: 167-3397 (1076 amino acids)
Biological process (GO): activation of GTPase activity; regulation of autophagosome maturation
Cellular component (GO): autophagosome
Molecular function (GO): GTPase activator activity
Source: RefSeq, a predicted model, not a curated record